AUGGGUGACGAGGAGGUUCCCAGCACGGCGUGUCCUGGCACCGUGACUACAGGCCAGGCUGUCCCCAGCACCAAUGCAUCCCGAGCACAUGGCGCACCUGGAAGUGGCCGGGUCCCGACCCACACGGUCCUGCAAACAGAUGGCGGUGCGCAUGGACGCAGUGGCCCCUUCAGGAGACAGCAAGAGUGUAGGGUGUUGUGGAUUUCAUGUUUGCUGAUUGGAAGCAUCACCUGCCUGCCUGUUCAAGAUCCCGGAUCCGACUCGAAACUCGUGUGGCCGCAGUACCAGACUCCAUGGUACCAGGGAACUGGGGGUUCUGACCAGGGCUCUGACCAGUCCGGUGGUACUGGAGGUUACGUGGGCGGCGACUGGUUUCACAGCGGCCAUGCAGGCGGCUCCCAGGGUUCGACCGGAGCUUCUGGAGACGGUGGAGACGAGCCGUUCUUCAGCGACACGUCCGACCUGGAUAAAGUCUACGCCUUCAGCUCUCGGUCGCGCUACCAGCGGGGAAGAGCCAUGUUCGCUCAGACCCGCUACACCCCGACGGAGCCCCUCUACCCCUCAGUGCCAAUAUUCAAAUAUCCCGGAGACCAUAAAGCUCCAGUUAAAGGCGUCUUCUGA
Stegastes partitus (bicolor damselfish) is the source of this 621-nucleotide messenger RNA. NCBI's taxonomy places the organism in Eukaryota, Metazoa, Chordata, Actinopteri, Pomacentridae. The record is from RefSeq and is a predicted model, not a curated record.